This is a messenger RNA of Caenorhabditis angaria, 1646 nucleotides long. Lineage: Eukaryota; Metazoa; Nematoda; Chromadorea; Rhabditida; Rhabditidae. The record is from the annotation of a GenBank genome assembly.
AUGUUUUUAUUCCUUCUCUCAUUAACUGGUUUGGUUGUGAAUAUUGUGGUUUUGGUACCUGUCUUCAAAUUGGCUUUUGUCUUCAAAAAAUCACCGAUCUAUGUGAUCUCAAUGGUGAAUAUUUCAAUCGAUGUUAUCAAUUUGAUAAUGGCAACUUUUUAUAUGGCACCAUCGAUUAUUUUUGAGGUUUGUUAGUGAAGUUCUUGAAUUGGGCCAAAAAAGAAUGAGCAGAACACGGUGAUACUUUGUUUUAUAUGGCACCAUACCCCAAGUUCACUGAAGCUCUGUAAAGUCCUCUGAGCCAAGCAGUCAUCCUCAAAAACCAGGUCCAGUUCGAAAUUUGCCAGUUCUUUUUUUCAAAAAAAUGUUCGUGCGAAUUUUCAAACUACGAAGUUCUCUAAUCCCAAUUAAACAACACACAUUUUUUCAUUUAAAACUAGAAAUUUCUUGGAAAUAUUAUUUAUAAUGAAACUUGCAGCAAAUAUUAAUAAACGCUCCUUUUUUGGAGGAUUUCUAAAAAAUUUAAAUUAGAAAACACAAAAGACACGUACACCGCCUUCAAAUCUCUAUAUUUUUAGACAUACAUUUUUGGUCCGGAGAAAAAUGCGACAAUUCCAAAACUUCUUGGUUCGCUUUUCAUGUUUUGCUGGUAUUUGGGAUCAAUUGCACAAAUGAUAAUGGCAAUAAAUCGUCUUGUUGUUAUUUAUUAUCGUCGAAAUGAUCUUUUUACUCGACACAAUCUUUUGAUUCUUUUCGCAAUGAUAACUCCAAUUUGUAUUUUUAUGACUUAUAUGGCUCAAUAUGGUUUUCCUUGUUGUGCAUUUGUUUUUGAUCAACAAGUUUUAUCCUAUUCAUACUUUCAAAUUGAUGAUCUUCCAAAUUAUCCAAAUCAAAUAAUUGAUCUACCAUUGAAUAUGUCAAGUACAACAAUUGCAUUUAUCAGUUAUUCUUUGAUUGUUUGGACUGUUCGCAAAUCAUCAAAAGGAGUUGAGUCGUCUUUGAGUAAUAUGCAAAAUCGAAGAUCGAGAAGAAAUCGAGAAUUGGCGUAAGUUGAAUUGUAUAACGAUUGUUUACCUCAACAAAAUAACGGUUUUCAGAUAUGCGAUGCAAUUUUGUUUCAUCUCAAUGUUCUAUACUUUUUCAUGGGUUUGCUUCCGUUUAUUCCCAGUUUUGAUUGGUAAUAAUGGUCUUGAAUGGUUUGUAAGUAUCUCAACUGCUGUUACUAUAAAUAGUAGUGCAAAUGCGAUUGUAUAUUUGAUAAGUAAUCAAGAAGUUCGAAAACAUGUUGUAUUCACACGGAAGGAAUUAUUCAAACGUGUUGUUGAAACAUCAAGUAAUGCACAUCAUUCAACUGAUGUUCCAAGAAGUACGGCACUUUCUAGUUAGUUUUUCUCAAUUAUUUUUUCUUAACUUUUCAAAUAAAACAUAUUUCAUGUUCUACAGCCGUUCAAGCCAAAUACUAAUUACAAAUAUUUAUUUCAAACUACACUUUAUUCAAACAUAUCUUUUCACAAUAAUUAUUCAAAGGAUUAUCAAAAUGCGAAUAUUUACAAAAUAAAUUUCUAAUCAGAUUUAAUUUGAAUAAACAUGUGUAAUCAAAAUGUGUUUUUGUUCAAUUUUCAGAAUCGCGACAUUUAAUGCCCUAA